Purpureocillium lilacinum is the source of this 4581-nucleotide messenger RNA. Its product is annotated as RNA polymerase II mediator complex subunit. Lineage: Eukaryota; Fungi; Ascomycota; Sordariomycetes; Hypocreales; Ophiocordycipitaceae. Gene Ontology annotation, biological process: regulation of transcription by RNA polymerase II. Gene Ontology annotation, cellular component: mediator complex. The record is from RefSeq and is a predicted model, not a curated record. Gene Ontology annotation, molecular function: transcription coregulator activity.
AUGGGCGCACCGCCGCGACAAUCCCAACGGGCGCUAGGCUCGACUCUGCCCGUUCAACGCCCCUCGCACCACCAGCGCUCCCUGUCGCAGCAGUAUCUCUCCUCCACGUCUACGUCCCCGACCCGCAAGGACACGCAGCCCGGAGCCGAUACGGCCAGCGAAGCCUCCGACCCCGGCCAGGCUCGCCAUCAUGCCUCCACUCCGAGACGCGGAGGCUCCAAGCUGCGGCUUGAGCUGUCCAACGAGCUGGGCACAGGUCCAACGUCGGCCACGGGGUCGCCGCAGGCCUUCACGCCGUCGCGCAUGAUGCCGAUAUCCGACACGAUGGAGAUCGACACCAUCAGCCCGGCCAUGUCCCGGGCUUCCCAGCAAGACACCGACAAUCUGCCUGUCCCCAUGCCGAAGCGCCGUCCACAGGCCUCACAGCUUCCAGUAACGACACCGCGCAUUCAAACCCCUGCGCCCGUACAGGCGAAGAAAGACGUCCGGCCGAAACCGUACACAGUCGAAGUCCCUAGUGACGCGCCCCGACUCGCGUCGACAAAUAGGCAAGACGCUCUCAACAGCGACCUCUUCAGCAAGGGCCUCUUCUCAGGCCAUGCCGAUUUCUUCCCCUGGACCGGGAAUCACCACGAAGACAAGUGGAGCCCCGAGGCGAUCCAGAAAGGCACAUGGGACAAGGGAAGCCAAAAUGAGACAUCGUCAGCUCGACUUGCCGUCCUGCCAGCGCUGAAGCAGAAGAGCGGCUUGAAUGCCCUAUCCUCCAUCUUCAUGGGUGUUCUCAAUCAGCGAAGACAUCGUGGCCAAAUUACUGCCCCGUCAACAUUCAAACCGCCGCCCCGCGUCACGCUGACCGACACGAAGCGAGAAGUGUGGCUCAAGGACCUUGCCAAUUCGACCAUUUCUUUGCGACGGCUGAGUCGGACAAUCCCGCACGGCAUUCGUGGACGAACACUCUUGGAUCAAUGCUUGAACAAAGCGGUUCCCACCGAGCGCGCGGUCUGGCUUGCCAAAUGUGUCGGCGCCAACGAGAUUAGGGCCUUCAAACGAAAGGGCGCUGGCGGUGGAUUGGUCUUGGGCGGCGAGUGGAAAUGGGUGCGAGACUGGACAGUGUUCGUUGAGCAGUUCGUCGAGGCAACCAUCUCAGCAUUCGGCGAUCCGGAUUGGAAAGCCAGGGUCACCUACGCAAUUCGUCUUGCCACGAAUCUGUACUCGGAACAGCUGUUGGAUCGAGACCACUACCUGGACUGGGUCAUGUCCGGCCUAGAAAAUAGUCCUCAGUCGAGGCUACCCAUGUGGAUUUUGGUCGCGAAAUUGACCUGGACAGAUUUGCUCCGAUCCCGCAAAUAUGGCCGCAGGCUGGUCUAUGCCUUGCUCGGCCACCUACACAAUAUACAAAACGACAUCGAUGGCGACAUACUUAUACAACUAUCAAGCCAAUUAUCGAACUUGCUAAGAACACUCCUCACGGCCUAUCCCGAGAACUUCGUCGCACCACACUUCUGGAUGAAACAUCGGGAUGCCUUGAAAGCAGCCUUCGCCAUCGAUGAUCUUGCCUGUCAAAGGGCUUACAACAGCGUGAACGCGCGGAAUGCGCAGCUCACAGUUGCAAAUACUUCGUCCCCGGCUGGACGCCAGUAUCUUGUUCAACUUCUUGACGCGACUCUGCAGGGCCACAACGACCCGGAACUGGCCAACAAGUGCUGGGCUACGAGUGAAAACAAACCGGACACAGUGAAGACGGUCGUUGAAUGGGGCACGUCUCUGCACCGGCCUGGCCCGGCCAAGACUUACGUGGCUGCGAAGCUCAUCAGGUCGUGGAGUUCUUUCCACAUCAACCCUACAACGGCGGUGUUAGAUCUCUUGUGCGACGUAGCCCAGGGAGACAAGCUACGCAGCAAAGCCAUCUUCAAUCUUGUCGCCGAGCUCGUCCGAUCAGAGCUCUUUUCUGUUCAGCAGUACAUUCAAUGGCUGAUUGGGCGUGGCGGGCUGCAAGAAGCUGCGGACAUUGAUCCGGACGACGGCCCCUGUGCUUCCAGACUACUCAUCGAGCUCCCGCUUCACUGCAUGUCUGAGGCGCAAAAGGCUCAGAGGAGCAACCUUCUUCGACGGGCCGGCCAAUACUCCACAGUGGAGGAAGCGAGAGACAUCGCAAACGCCUUGCAAUGUGUCGACGACAGCCUGGGCUUAUCCCCUCAUCUUCGUUGCCCAGGCGCGCAGCUAAGGCAGGUUCCGCUGCGCAAAUUGCUGCGCAUGGUCGCCAGUAGCAGCAAAGCGGUGCAGACAUCUAUCGGCGCACACCUCCGGGACGUGUUCAACGAGGACUUCCUCAGCAAACUCGACUCCGUCAUCGCCUUAUCCAUGUUCGGCUCAGUACGGAUGAUGCUGGAAACAAUCGAGGAUUAUUCCAUGCUUUCGCAUGUCUUGAAGGCCUGCUCGACAACCCAAGAUGCCGAUCUCCUCGCUGCUUCCGCCGAUACCCUCCAGUCGCACCUAGAGGUUUUCACCUGCCUGGACUCGGCCGACCUGAUAUUCAACAAUCUUCUCGAUCGACACAGAGCUAUUACGCGCGAUCAAGGAACGGUUACGCGGUCAUUAUUGGCUGCACUGGCAGGUUUAGCCCAAAGACUCCCUCAGCGCGAUGAACUUGCGAAGCAAUUACUACGGGAGCUCGCACAGAGCGACAGAAGCAACGCGCUCGAUGCUUGUUCCCCCGUCUCGGACAACAUGGCCAUGCAAACAACGACUACUGAUGGCGAGGUAUCGGAUCAGAUCGACAAGUUAUUAGCAAGCGGCAAUACCAUAGACCAUCCCACCAUGAACCGGCUGUUUCGAAACAUCAUACCCAAACUCGAAUCUGGAUGGUCGAAAGACGACGAGAGUCGCAGGGUGUUUGGCUCACUGCUCACUAGACUGCGCAUCUUCGAUGCACAGCACUUCGACAAACUCAUGGCAGAUUGGGUAAGCCACAGCCGCACCCUCAGAGACAGGCCAAAACUCUUGUGGCUGUUCCCGCUCUUGGCAAGCCUCGGCUGUCUGUCGAUGACUUUGAUGCUUCAUACAGCAAAUGCUGGGCCCCCAUCAAUGGACGACUCAAACUUGGGGCCUGACACAUUACCGCCGUCCUCAGCGGUAUACCAAGGGGAGCUUCUGCAACUUCUCAUAAUGCCGCUACCUAAGGGUGCGUCAAUCGACAACGACGAGAAGUAUCGUUACCACAUACAGCAAAAGGUGACGAGGUCGGAACAUCCAAAGGCGCUCGUGACUCUCAUCCGAAACGCUCUAGUUGAGUACUCGAUGUUGCGCGACAAAAGCGUCCAAGGCAUGCUGCUGGAUGACACAGCCUUUCAAAGCUGCGUUCUUGAGACCCUCCGCUAUCUUGUCGUGGCCGACACAACAGCGGUGGCGAACGCGCUCAAUAUCGGCACCUUACCGGCUGGAGCGAGCGCCAUUGUCAACAAGAUCGUCACCAAGCUGCUUUUGCCUGGCAGCGAUGGUACCGAGCAAACGCCGUUCGAUAAGAUUCUCGGUCUCGCAAACGAAUUGACGAUGCCGUUUUGCCAGCUCAAACUCAACUUGGAUCUUGCGGCAUCACAGUCCGGGUCAGGUGAACAGGAAGAGCAAAGCGUGUCCCAGUUCGACUCCUUUGCCAAGGCAAUGGAUCGUGCCAUCGAAGCCAGGAACAUCAUGUGGACCAGCAUGCUGCCUUGCUUGAGCCAAGACAUUACCCGAAAUCUGAGCAGCCAGGCACACUCGCGGUUUUUGGAUCUCAUCCCGUCAUUGAAAACGGUGACCUCUGAGGAUGAUGCGGCCAGUGAGCACCGCAUACACCUUGCCGAGAACCUCCUGGGCGUGAUUCAGGCGAUAAUCGCUGGCCAGCCACCCCCGAAGGCUGGGCAGCUCUCGCCAGGACUCGUUGAAAAGCUCACCGACCUGUGGGAAAUUGUGGCGACCAGAGACGAGGCGCACGAGCGGGCCCGUAAACAAGUCCUGGAUCACUGGCUGCCUGCACUUCUAAGAUUCAUCACCGUGCAUAGCAUCUCGGCCGAAUCCAUUGCGAUCCCAACUCCGAGCCAGGCCACCCCGGCCAAUAGGGCCGUCAUUUCUCCAAGUCAGGAGGCUAGGGCGCGGAUUUGCGUUGCCCUCUGUGGUGUACUACUCGAACUGGACUCCCGACCAGAGACAGCACGAAGCGCACUACUGCUGGAGAUAUCGGAUAUUGCAGCCAUCUUGGUGGACGGCCUUCCGGACGAUUUACGAAGUCAGUGCGCGAAGGCGAUCCUUUUUCUCCCUGGCACUGCUCCAAGUACAAAUACAACGUCCGACCCACGCAUGUACUAUUUAUUCAGCAUGCCUCAACCAACGUGGGCGGAGAACCUCCGGCUUGCACAUAGAGAUAAGGCGUCUCUUCCUCACAGCGCGGCCGCCAGGGGCAUGGGAGCCAUGUACGGCGUGGUGCAGGAGCGAUUGACUCCAUUUAUGCUUCGGCGGUGGGAGAUUCUCAGCGAGCCAACACCCAACGUCGGGGAGAACGACACAAGCUUGAGUCUGGGCUUAUUCGAGGCCAUCAAGACGCAAUGA